Blastomyces dermatitidis ER-3 is the source of this 2562-nucleotide messenger RNA. Its product is annotated as ribose-phosphate pyrophosphokinase 3. The coding region runs from base 286 to 1248 and encodes 320 amino acids. Gene Ontology annotation, cellular component: ribose phosphate diphosphokinase complex; cytoplasm. Lineage: Eukaryota; Fungi; Ascomycota; Eurotiomycetes; Onygenales; Ajellomycetaceae. The transcript has 3 exons. Gene Ontology annotation, molecular function: ribose phosphate diphosphokinase activity; magnesium ion binding. The record is from RefSeq and is a predicted model, not a curated record. Gene Ontology annotation, biological process: ribonucleoside monophosphate biosynthetic process; 5-phosphoribose 1-diphosphate biosynthetic process; purine nucleotide biosynthetic process.
GUAUCACGCCAAGACCCGGCAGCAGCAGAAAUAGAGUUUUCCCGUGAACUCGGCGGGAAAAAAAAGAUAGGCGGCAUCAAACGGCCUUCAACCACCACAAACCUAGCUAUAUAUGUUUCGACCUCUCCCUGGAACUCUUCUCUCUCGUGCAGAGGCCCUCUGGUUCUGAUAUCACACAUAGGGGCAAAGGCCAUACUUGUUCCUUGAACUUUUUUUUCAGAUUUCCCUUUCAAGUCUGCGGCAAAGUGUGAGAGACCGAGCCUACUUACUAUAGCUACUCACAAAAUGGCGACGAAUUCUAUCAAGCUCUUGACGGGCAAUAGCCAUCCUGAGCUUGCUCAGCUCGUUGCGGAUAGACUUGGUAUUGAAUUGACCAGGGUUAUGGUCCUACAAUAUUCCAAUCAGGAGACUAGCGUGACGAUUGGGGAGAGUGUGAGAGAUGAAGACGUGUUCAUUCUACAAUCCACCCGUCCAAAUGAUAUCAAUGACGGACUCAUGGAACUCCUCAUCAUGAUUAAUGCCUGCAAAACUGCCUCUGCGAGACGAAUCACAGCCGUAAUCCCCAAUUUCCCCUACGCCCGCCAGGAUAAGAAAGACAAGAGCCGUGCACCAAUCACUGCAAAGCUUAUGGCAAACAUGCUACAGACAGCAGGCUGCAACCACGUCAUCACCAUGGACCUCCACGCAAGUCAGAUUCAAGGUUUUUUCAACGUGCCUGUAGACAACCUCUAUGCAGAGCCAAGUAUGCUACGAUGGAUCCGACAGAAUCUCAACGUUGCCAACUGCGUAAUCGUCUCUCCUGAUGCCGGCGGUGCAAAGCGCGCCACUGCCAUCGCUGACCGUCUCGAUCUCCAAUUCGCGCUCAUCCACAAGGAGCGCGCAAGGCCCAACGAGGUCUCACGCAUGGUCCUAGUCGGCAACGUCAAGGAUAAAAUCGCCAUCAUCGUCGAUGACAUGGCUGAUACCUGCGGCACGCUUGUGAAAGCAGCCAGCACGAUAAUGGAGCAUGGUGCCAAGGAAGUCGUUGCAAUUGUCACACACGGCAUCCUAAGCGGCAAGGCGAUCGAGACCCUCAAUAACAGCCAACUGACGCGUAUUGUGGUUACUAACACUGUUCCGCAUCAGGAGAAGAAGGAACAGUGCGAUCGCUUGGAGACCAUCGAUAUUAGCCCGACGCUUGCUGAGGCAUGCCGGAGAACGCACAACGGCGAGUCUGUUAGCUUUUUGUUUUCGCAUGCAGUGUCAUAGCACCCCUUUCCCAUGGCUUUUGGUUGGUUUGGUUGGUCAUUCUUUUUGAGGGUUUACUUUUGUCAUGUUGGUGUUAUCUAUUGCUUCUUUUUAUUUAUUUUUCCAGUAAUACUUCCCACUGUUAAUAUAUGCCCACCUGAGUUAUGUUGAUAAUUACGGCAUCAGCCACAACAGCAGCCAGAUCAGCGCUCACAGAACAACAUAAGCAGGCGUUUUUUAUGUUAUACGCACUUUUCUUGUUUUUGUUUCUUCAUUUCCCGCUGGGCCUACGAGUGGUGGCGGACAUCCUGUCUUUCUGUUCCAUAUUUCAGCCGUCCACCCCUUCCCACCCAACAACCACGAAUACCCACAGCAUCUCAUGAAGUCCAUUGGUUCCCCUUUGAUGCCUCAAGGACGCCCGUACGAUAUAUCAUAGCAAUUAUACUGCCCCACAAAAAAGGACAUGACCACAAUAUCUCAAUUAAAAUGGACUAUGGGAAAAGGAAUGAAUACGAAUAACUCAAGUCACGAAGUAGCGAACCGGCGCCUUUUGAGCUCUGAGGCUUUUCCGAAAGAUGCAAGCUUACGGAACCUAUGGAAUCAGCGGAAAAGCCGUUUACAGACCAUGGUAACGGAUUAGUUGGGCCAUAAUAUGAUUUAUAUAUUACUAGAAUGAGUUGCGCGGGCAACCUAGAUCAUAGAGAUCAGAAAGCAAGAGCUUGAUGAAGAACAAGCUUCAUCUAACAACAACCUCUUCACAACCGGAUAGCAAAUCAUCCCUCCACACAACAUUAAUAUAUUUUAAUGAUUUCAUCAAAAAAAUGCUUUCGACACUGAUUUUCGUCAUAUAUUGACUUCAUUUCUCUCUAUUUCUACUCCUACAUCUAACUUGUCUUUGUUGCCAAGUUCGAAACUCCUACUCAUGAUACCACACCCGGAUGUCUUGCACUAGCCAGGGCCAGAAUGCCUAGGUAUCUCCCAGCCAGAAUAUGAGCGUUCCCAGAAAGUUCACGAGUCUCUGACACUGGAUUCCUGCUACCCACUCUAUCGAGAUUUGACAUCUGGUAAAAUCGCGAAAAGGCGGACGCCUUAAAAAAGUACAUUGGCAAUGAUGGCCGUAUAGUGUAGUUUUAUGUAGUAACAGUGAUCUCCUUUUCUUUCGCUUCCAAUAGUUGAAAUUUCCGGAUUGAUUUUGGCUCCGUAAGCUCUGCCUCGCGUUGGUAGGAAAGGGAGCUGUAAACAGUGUAACACCGUGCAAUUCGGUUAGAUGUGUUCAAGCGUGCCACAACGAAGAUGCGGUAUGCAUAUGUGGAACGGGCGCUUUCCAGGAUGUCG